Messenger RNA from Sitophilus oryzae (rice weevil), 2262 nucleotides. RefSeq lists its product as uncharacterized. Gene Ontology annotation, molecular function: structural constituent of chitin-based larval cuticle. The coding region runs from base 273 to 1544 and encodes 423 amino acids. Gene Ontology annotation, cellular component: chitin-based extracellular matrix. Lineage: Eukaryota; Metazoa; Arthropoda; Insecta; Coleoptera; Curculionidae. The transcript has 4 exons. The record is from RefSeq and is a predicted model, not a curated record.
AAGAGCCUUGCACCACGCCGGGUACGACCUCUGACUCCUUUAGCGGGGAAGUAAGUCGCGACUGGCGGAUCGCGGGCUUUCGACGAUUAUUUUCGCGACUCGUGGAGCACGCCGUGGACCGCUGCCCGUCGUCCGUCGUGGUGCAGAAGCCGGUGAACGAGCGCGUAAACGAACUUAUCACUGGGUUCUGGUGAUAAGGGAGUACUAGUGAAAAGAACGACUCGAUUAGUGAAAAGAACGAAAGAAACGAACUGAUUUUUUUCUUGGUUGCAAUGUGGAAUAAUUGGUGCUUUUUCAUUUUGUUAUUGUAUUUUGGUGUCCUAAACAUAACGAAUGGAUACGAUACACCACAAAACCCUCAGUACCACAUCCAAACCGAUGAGGGACCAGAAAGAUAUUUUAGGUACCAGACAUUAAGUGGACAAUUCCGAAAAGAAAAACGAUUGGAAGAUGGGACCGUUAUUGGUACUUACGCUUGGAUUGAUGAUGAUGGUAUACUACGACAAAGAGACUACAUUGCCGAUACUGCAGGCUACAGAAUCUUGAAGAGCAAGAACCUAUACGUAGGAAGAAAUCUUCCAGUUGCAGAAGCCAUGAAACUAGCCAAGAAAUACCCUGCUUCUGCUGGUACCUUAGUCUCUUCAAAAGCAAGUCCCAGUCCCGUACGACCCGUUGUUACAGUAGCAUAUAACCAGGCUAUAUCGCAAAGCACCACACCAAGGCCUGUCACCCCAUUACCAACUGUUUCAACUACAACAGGUAUACCUUGUGCGUCCUGCAAUACACCUGGACCAACCACCGUCAGACCUGAUGGACUUUAUGUAUCUUCAACCUUCGGCCCACAUGUGGAAAUUUCUAAUAAUGCAUUGCCUUCAUCGACCAUAGCACCAUUUAUUAGUACUACCGAAAAACCCUACGUUGAAAUUACUCCUGGAACUAUUUCAAGCACUUUAGCACCAUUCGUCAGUACUACCGUUAGCCCUGUAACGGGAUUACCUUUGGAAUAUCUAAAAACAGAUGUUCAGGCUGUUAAUAAUCUCCAGUUUCAUGAAACAUCUACAAUUAGACCAGCACAUCAACUACCUUCGGCUGUUCAGUACUCUCCAUCACCUUAUGAUGCCUUACCAACAUACACUGAAUCAGAUCAGAAUACUUUGGAUGCUAAUCCUUACGUAAGCCCAAUAAAUCAAGGUUAUCUGUUCCACAAUGGACCAACAUAUCCUAUUGACCGAAAUGGACAUACUUACAGAGGUACCAAAAGGUAUUCUAAUGCGAGAAUAGGGAAUGGGUACGACAAGCAAUACCCAGAGUAUGAUGGUGUCUCUGUAACCAACGACGGAUUCAGAUAUUACAUUCCUAGAGCUUACCAUGAAGAACAAACAGGUGUGAAUAAUGAAAAAUCUGGUAGUUUUGGAUAUAUCGAUCCGUUCGGUAUCAGGAGAGUGAUCUACUACAAUGCUAAACCAGGAGAAGGCUUCCAACAUCGAAAAAAUAACAGAUAUGUUGGUUUUGAUGCCACGCCAUAUGAUCCAAGACCAUAUUAAGAUCAAAAAAGCAUAAUUUUGGGCUGUGAUUUUAUUACUUGUCUCCCACGAAGUUGGAAGAUUAUCAGACACGCUUGAGACUUGCCAGAUAUAUAGUAAUAUACAGGAGAUUUUUACACAAAGUACAUCUGCAAGUUGAUUACUCUUAAAUCAAUAUUUACCUUGUACCUUUCAUGCAUCCCUAUAAAUUUAAACCAUUGUGCUGUAAUAUCGAAAAAUGUAAUAUUGUAGUAAAAAUUAAUUUAUUAAUCGGUAGUACUAAUACUAGCACACUAUGUUUUUUGUUAACAUGUAGCCAAUAAGUAUUUAUUCACCAUUUCGGUGCCAUAAAAUGGAUUCCUAGGAUUAAAGCGUAAUUUAUUAUAAAAAAUUAGCUCUAGUUCAGGAACCCAUAUGUUACAGAUAUUUGUCCGUAAUUUUAAAAACAGCCAUCUAAGUGCCAAACAAUUUAAAAUGUGAUCCCUUUCGAAAUUUAAAUUAAAAUUGAGCUUAAAAAUACAAUAAUAAAAUACCAGAACAGACUCAACAAGUAUCUGUAACUUGUAAAUAUUAAUGUAGCUUGUAUUAAGAAGAAAAUUAGAAAAAAUUAGAAAUGGUCACAAAAACUAAUAAUUUUGUCUAUUAAAUCUAAGUCAAUAUUGAAAAUUAACAAAUUUAGUGUAAUUAGUGACAAAAAAACUAAAUUCAGAUUUUGGUAACAUGAAAAUAUAUUAAAAUA